CCACACCACACCCACCUCCCCCGUUGCCAGGACAGCUGCAGCAGUCGCCCGAAAUGCAGAGUGUCGCCGUCCUCGCCUGCCUGCUGGCCACCGCCCACGCCGGGAUCGUAGCGCCGGCCCACCUCCCUACGGCGCCGGCCCACGGCGUCGUCUACGAUCACUACGCGCCGCCCAGCUACAGGUUCGACUACGCCGUGGCCGACUCGCACACGGGCGACGCCAAGACGCAGUUCGAGCACCGCGACGGCGACCGCGUCACCGGCGCCUACAGCCUCAUCGACGCCGACGGCACGACCCGCAUCGUCGAGUACACGGCCGACGACCACAACGGCUUCCAGGCGGUCGUGAAGCGCGUCGGACACCCGACGCCGGCGCCGCCCAGGGCCGUAGUCGUGGCCGCCCCUGCUCCGGUGCCCGCCGCCCACGCGCCGGUGUACGCCGCCGCUCCCGUCGCCCAAGCCGCGGUAUACGCCGGCCCUGUCGCCCACGCGCCGGUGCACGCCGCCCCAGCGCCUGCCCCCGCCGCCCACGCAGCUAUCCUGGCCGCCCCCGUUCCCGCCUCCCACGCAUAUGCUUACCCGGCACCAGCACAGGGUCUUGCACCCCAUGCCGCCCACCUGUCUCACCACGGCGCCACCACCAUGAGAGCCACCGUAGUCGCCCUGGCGUGCCUGCUGGCCGCCGCCCACGCCGGGCUGCUGCCCCACGCGCCGCCCCCGCCGCCGCCGCCGCCCCCGCAGCACGAGAUCAUCUACGACUACGUGGCGCCGGCCAGCUACCGCUUCGACUACGCGGUGCGCGACGGCCACACGGGCGACGCCAAGACGCAGUGGGAGCACCGCGACGGCGACACCGUCCGAGGCGCCUACUCGCUCGUCGACGCCGACGGCACGACGCGCAUCGUCGAGUACACCGCCGACCCGCACAACGGCUUCCGCGCCGAGGUCAAGCGCCUGGGACACCCCGCGCCGCCGCCCCCGCAGCCGCCCACGCUGCCGCCCCCGCCGGCGCCCGCCCCGCACCCCUACCCCUACCACGGCUGAGCCUUCAUCUGUCUACUUCUCUCUUUCUCUCUCCAAUCAUCUGCGGCAGCGCCUCCGGCGGCAAGUGUGUGUGUGCGACUGGACACGUACCAAGGGAUUUCUCACGGACAUUACCAUGGUUUAACGGAUAUGUAUGAUAGCGAAAUGUUGCAAUAAAACUCUUGUUUUUGUUAGUA
This is a messenger RNA of Schistocerca gregaria, 1219 nucleotides long. RefSeq names its product cuticle protein 18.6-like. Bases 54 to 1043 code for a protein of 329 amino acids. NCBI's taxonomy places the organism in Eukaryota, Metazoa, Arthropoda, Insecta, Orthoptera, Acrididae. The record is from RefSeq and is a predicted model, not a curated record. Gene Ontology annotation, cellular component: extracellular matrix. The transcript has 2 exons.